ACGAUGCAUAACGAAUUAUGAUAACAUUUUUUCUCUCUCAACAUUUUGUGGUUACAACCUAUAUUGAUGCAGAAUAUAUUAAUGUAUAUUAGAUGUUUAGAUAAGUAUUUACGGGGCCGACCAGUAAGGGGGUGUUUACCCCCUCCUCCCCGUAAACACGCUACUGAUGAUCGCCGUUUUCCGUUCCAAACGUAUCGUUUCAAAAUGUUGAUUUUACCUGUAUGCUCACGUUCGGUUCGCCGGCGUGAUGGGACAGUUCAGACAUCGGAUCGUACAUCAAAUUAUCACGGGAAUACCGUUUCUCGCACCUUACGCUUUACGACUCGGAUGCAGUCUUCUACGAUCCGUGACUAAAAUAAAAAAACAUUCGCAAUAAUCGACUUGCCGUGUGCAUCGGAUCGAAAUUCGCCGCGGACCAACAUGGCAGUGAACGGGCCCGAGAGGUUUCGCCCCGGAUUUUUUGUUUUUCUCGCUUGGAACGUGCUCGGUAACCGCGUGCGGGCAGAAGUCGGUGACGGACGAUAACGGCACUGCUUGCGACGGCGGUACCGCGAAGGGUGACGAAAAUCACCCGUCUCGUCCGCACCCCGACCGCGUCGAAGAGGGUGCACCGCUGCGGCGAGAGUUCGCACACGGACGCCCCGAGCCGCCGUCGAGACCGCCGAGUGGCGUUAUCGCGCGAACGGCCGCUGUGUGGCGCGUCCGCCGGCCGCGCAGUUCGGUCGCACACCGCCCGGCAGUCACUCGCGUGGCCUCGCAUCCCCCGUGACGACGACCGCCGUCCGCCCCGGCACGGGCACGUCGCCUCGCGAAACGUGAAAUAUUCCAAAUCAUCGUUUCAAUUUUUUUCGGCCACCGACAACGUUUUUUCGUUCGUCGGUCAUCGGUGACUGGUAACUUCGGGCCCGAACCCGUCGUCCCGCGAACACAAGUGUCCACACAUAUCGUUCCGAUUUUUCCACCGGAUCCGUGUUGAACGCGCACGAUAAUCGCCACGUCCACGGAUCGCACGUGUGUCGAAAACACCCAACAUUUGGUUCCAACAAAGUUAGCGUAUCAUCAUACAGUACAAUAGAAAUGUGAAAUGUCUACAUCAUAAACAAUCCACAAAAUAAACAAAAAUCAAGCGAUCAUGGAAAAAACGUACUUUAACGAAUCGCACUUACCAGACGAUGAUGAUUAUUCGAUCACAGCAGUCACGUCGUUGAUGGCUGUCUACGUUGGGCUGGUGGCGGUCGUGGGCACGACCGCGAAUCUGUGCGUAUUCCUCGCCCUGUCCAUGGGCCACAAGGUGUCCAAUAACCUGUUGCUGUUGAAUCUGUGCGUCGCCGACACCAUGGUGUGCAUAAUUAGCGGGCCGUUAACAGUGCUGUCAUGGGAAUGGCCGGUGCUGUCAUCGUACGCUGUCGUCAACGCUUUGCAGUACAUACCGGUGGCGGCCAGCACGCUGAGCCUGAUGACGCAGUCGAUCGAUCGGUACGCGUCCAUCAAGCACCCGCGACAUGGCCGGCUGUACCGGAGGAACAAGCACGUCGCGUACCUGAUGUCUGGCGCGACGGCCGCGUGGACGGUGGCUGCGAUCGUGUCGGUGCCGCGGUUCGCGCGGCCCGCGCGACGCCUGCUGGCCGACUUGCGGUGGACGCGGUACUACGAGGCAUGCUACGUGGCCGUCGUGUUCGUCGUGCCCUGGACCGCGGUCGCGUUCAGCCAGCGGGCCGUCAGCCGCACGCUGUACAUCACGUCACUCAAGGCGGCCGCGGCCCGCGGACAGCUCCCGUUACCUAUGCCGCUCAUGACGGCCGAGUCCAAACAGGUCAUCCUGGUGGCGUCUAUACAGAAGAACACAGUGGUACAGUCGAAGGUGACCAACGACGUGGUGCAACACCAACAACAACCGCACACGUCGCAGCAACAGCCGCAAACGUCUCAGCAACAACCGCCGCAGCCGCAGCAACAGAAGCAGCAGAAAACGGUGCCGACCCCGAGCGCUCGCAGCCGUAAACGAUUGGCCAAGGUGUUGGUGGCGUUGGCCGGCGUGUUCGUCGGCUGUUGGCUGCCGUACGCGGCCGCGCUGCUAUACGCCAACUGGUGCUGCGACGACAACAAUCGUCGGCGCACCGGGGUUGGCACGCCUGCCGCGGUUCACCGGUUGGCGACGGUUGUCGCGCUGUUGCUGGGCCACGUCCACUCGGCCGUCAACCCGGUGGUGUACUGGUGGCUGAACCGGCACACGAUGCGCGCGUGCCCGUGGUGCUGGUGCGCGGGCGAUCAGUUCGGCGACAACGACGACGACACGGUCGCUGACGGGUUCGGUUGCGGCGCGUUCGGCUGCGUGGUUGGCGGCGCUGCGCUGGCGUUCGGUUGCGGCCGCGGCGACCGCGGGUGCACCGACAGCGGCGGCCUCGACUGCGGCGGCGGCACCGGUUGCCGGCAAUCGCAGAACCAUACGCCCACCCGCUUCAACCGGCUGCUGUUCCGUCAGCCCAACAACCACCAGCGCAGCCGGCAACCGUCGUCCACCAACGAAGCGGCGCUGGGCCCGUUCAACCCGCGUUUCGCCACGCCUAAGAAGCGACCCCAACAGUUACCCGUCGUCAAGAACCCCGUCAUGCUGUACUACGCGUGAUCCCUCCCCGAGCCUACGUCCCGCUGGUAAACGGUAUCUUGUCCACGGCCGGCCUGCGAUCCGAGCGGUGACGGAUAUUCACCCGACUUUUAUUGUCGGACCGCGUGGUUCAGUUCGGGAAGACGGGGAUGGUCGCCCGAGCUCGACGUUUUCAUUCCUUCAUCGUUCGCACGUUUUGCGGCCAUACAUCCGUUCGUGCGGUCCUAGUAACCAACAUCGACGUUAAGGCGACUUAACGUGACGUUUAAAAUAUUCCGGUCGAUAGAACUGUAUUACGGUUUUGGUUUUCAGUACCUUACCGAUACUGUCCAAUCUUACUUGAACCGCGCUCACGGUAACCGCACUGCUUAUCGGUUUCUAACAUUACUUUCCGCGUUCGAAAUGCAUCGCACGUUGAGCAGGAUAGCCAUCUCAACAACGGGACUUCCGACCAAUUAGAACCCGAUAGUAGAUGGCGUGUCGCGGGAUAGCGAGACCGACGAGACUAUAAACGCAUUUACCCCUUCCCCCUGUCGUUAGCAUCAAAAUCUACGUGUACACUUUCGGUACUAAUCGUCAGUGGUAGCGUGAUGGGAGUUGUAUUGAAGCAGCGGCUUUAUGACUUAAAUUAAGUGGGUAGGUAGUAUUUUGUGACAGAAAAGUGUAUUACAUAAUUUGUAGAUACAUUUGACAUAAAAUACUAUUACUAAUUACUGUUACUGUUAUUAUUUUGUUUAGACCUGUUAUUUUUAAUAUUUAUGUACUUACAAGUACAAUUGAACUCUGAAUCUAAGAAUUUUAUUUAUUGUGUAUAUUGAAUACACAUGUAAUUGCUUCAUUAAAAAAUAAACUUCACGCCACCACUGCUAAUCGUUUUAAAUACUUUCCAUGGGUUCGACACACAAAGGUAAGCACUAAAUCGCACAUAACAACUAGCCUAGUCGUUCCUUUCAACAUUUAUAACGUUCCGUUGUACUUAUAUUAAUAUUAUUAUUUGUUGUAAAUGUGUUGCAAGACCCAUAUAUAUACCGUAAACGUUUGUAGCGCGUGGACAUUUUAUUUCAUCUGUUCGUAUAUAAUGUACAAAUAAAAUAUUAUCAAUCAAUGAGAUUCCUACGCGUCCAUUCCCGAUGUUUCAAUACCAUAUUAGUUACUUAAUGUAGCAGAUAAGUAAAAUGUAUAUGUUGAAAUGUUCAAGUAUUUUGGUGAUAAAUCUAUGACGGAAAAAUAAAUAUAGAUACUGAUAAUGUGGACAUUCGAUUGUCUUAUAUGCCAAAAUAGGAUAUGAAUAAAGUAAAUGAUGGCCGUUUAAAAUAAAUUUUCCAAUAGUUUCUUUUUGUGCAAUUAUUACUCCAUUUUCAUAAAAUAUUCAUAUAAGACUUUACUCGACCAAUAUUUUAUUAUUGGCCUUGCGUAUGGUUUUCAAGCCACACAAAACGCAUAAAAUUAAUAAUUUUAUCAAAAUAAACAAGAACGUCAACUGAACGAAAUGUUAUUUUGUUUUCAAGUAUUUUGUUCUCUUUAUAAUUGUAAAAACUACAGACGGCACUAAAUUAUAGCAUUUUCUGUGUCCACCAAGUCCAAUUUUAAAACUCCAAAAACAUAAUGAAACUUUUACUUGGCUCGAAAUGCCGAAAUCGUUGAGAAAAAAAUACUCUCCGAAAUCGCGUCGCUAAGGUAUACGUGAAAUCUGAAAAUUGCUGCAACGGAAAAUUCGACCGUCGAAAUUUCGGAAAAUAUUACAAAUCCCGUAUCUAUCGGAAUUCUGUUAGCGGAUCAUCUUAACUUUCGACCUUAAACGUAACCACCCUUAUAUUAUUAUUGUUGUCAGUAUCGAAAAAUGACGUCAUGUCGCGAAUGUAGGUUAUAUGCUCGUAAAUUUUUUCAAUGUACAGAGUACAUACCGGUAUAUAAAUAAAACAAGUUGGUUAAACGGAAUCUUUUUGAACGACAUUGGAAAAAAUAGACGUCGGAUGAAGUAAAUAUAAACAUAUGUAAUCAUAUUGAAAACUAUAUCGUAUACACUUUGUACAUCCAAGCCCAUAGUUUUUAUCGUCGUAUAAGUGAAAACUCAUUCAACGGAAAUUUCCAAAUAGCGGACGUUCAUUGGUGAAUGAAAAAAUGUUCAAUACUCUUUCAUUGGAAAACCCUUAAGUAACGAAAAAUUGCAUGGUAUUUUAAUUUUUUGUAAAUUUAGAAUAAUAAAUUGUGGAAUUUCUAGGCCUACACUCUAAGUCUUAUUUCAUAACUACUCGUAUUAUACUUUUUUCAAUCCGUCCAAUUAUUGAAGUGUGUGUAAAUUAAAAAUAAGAAGUCCACGGUAAGCAAUGACAACAUUAAAGGUUAUAUUGUAUACACAAAUACAUUUCUUCUAACAAGAUACAAAAUAAUUUAUUUUUCUCUUGCCCAGUCAAUUUAAAAAAAUAUCUUUACAUAUAAAAUAACUUCACAUCAAAGUCUUAA
Messenger RNA from Sipha flava (yellow sugarcane aphid), 5068 nucleotides. RefSeq names its product probable G-protein coupled receptor No18. NCBI's taxonomy places the organism in Eukaryota, Metazoa, Arthropoda, Insecta, Hemiptera, Aphididae. The record is from RefSeq and is a predicted model, not a curated record. Bases 1133 to 2626 code for a protein of 497 amino acids. The transcript has 6 exons. Gene Ontology annotation, biological process: G protein-coupled receptor signaling pathway. Gene Ontology annotation, cellular component: membrane. Gene Ontology annotation, molecular function: G protein-coupled receptor activity; peptide binding.